Messenger RNA from Beta vulgaris subsp. vulgaris (sugar beet), 1656 nucleotides. RefSeq lists its product as uncharacterized. The coding region runs from base 1 to 1656 and encodes 551 amino acids. The transcript has a single exon. The record is from RefSeq and is a predicted model, not a curated record. Lineage: Eukaryota; Viridiplantae; Streptophyta; Magnoliopsida; Caryophyllales; Amaranthaceae.
AUGGGUAGGAUGUAUCAAAAUAUCUUUAGUGGUUGGUGCUUGUGCACUAACUCUUCUCAUCAUCCUGGUGGGAGAGUUAUUGUGGCUUGGAAAGAUGAUUCUUUCAAUUUGGAUAUAUGUUAUAUAUCUUCUCAAAUGAUACAUUGUAAAGUACAGGCAAUCAGUAAUAAAAAGGAGUUUUACUGUACUUUUGUCUAUGCUUUUAACUCAGCAGAAUCGAGGGAGGAGCUAUGGAAUGAUUUGGAGAUGAUUGCAGGGAACAUGAAGAAGGCUUGGGUGAUUUUAGGAGAUUUCAACUGUGUGCUAGAAAGGGAGGAGAAAAUAGGGGGUCCUAUAAGAGAUCAUGAUAUGAACCCUUUUAGAAGAUGUGUGACAAAAUGUGAGCUGGAGGAUAUGAAGUAUUCAGGUUGCUAUUAUAAAUGGAAUAAUAAGCAAACUGAUGGUAGCAAGGUGUUUUGCAAAUUGGAUAGAGUGCUUUGUAAUGUGAGAUGGUGUGAAGAAUUUCCUACAACUGAGACUAGAUUCAUGCCUGAAGGCCUCUUUGACCAUUCUCCUAUGCUGUUGCAGAUUCACCAAGUGAAAAGAAAGGGUGCAAGUCCUUUUAGAUUUUAUAAAAUGUGGUGUGAAGCUCCUGAAUUCCUGAGAAGAGUUAGAGAAGCUUGGAGCAGUCCAGUGAAUGGAACUCCUAUGUUCUGUGUGAUGCAGAGAUUAAAAAGAGUUAAAGCUGAGAUGCAAGAAUUGGAUAAAGUGGGAUUCAAAGACAUACAAAUUGCUGAUUGCAAAACCUAUGAAUACUUACUGGAGUGUCAGAAACAGCUCCAGCAAAGGCAAGAUGGUGAAAUAUGUGCAAAAGAAAAAGAGGCAGCAAAUGAGUAUAGAAAAGUCCAUGCUCAUUACAUAUCCUUUCUGCAACAAAAGUCAAAAUAUGAAUGGAUAAAGAUGGGUGAUGAGAAUACUUCUUUGUUUCAUAGAGCAAUAAGGAAGAGAAGGACUCAGAAUGCAAUUUAUGGCAUUCAUGACAUUAAUGGUACCUGGGUGGAAGGUGAAAAGGUUGCUGAAGCCUUUAUUGAAUAUUACAAAGGAUUACUAGGGACAGCAAAAGAGGGAUCUAGUAUGACAUGUGCAGAAAUUAUUGCUCAGGGGCCUUGUUUGAACUUAGAACAACAAGAAGACCUCAUGAGAGAGAUCACUGAUGAUGAGAUCCAGCAAGCUCUUUUUUCAAUCCCAGUUGAUAAGUCACCUGGUCCAGAUGGCUUUGGUACAACAUUCUACAAAGCUUCAUGGGAAAUCAUAGGUAAUGAUAUCAUUACUGCUGUUAAAGAUUUUUUUAUUCAUAGGAAGAUGUUGAAAGAUAUGAAUAAUACUCUGAUAACUUUGGUGCCUAAGUCUAAAUGCCCAAGUAAUGUAUCUGAUUAUAGACCAAUUGCAUGCUGCAAUGUGGUCUAUAAAUGCAUUACUAAAGUGAUAUGUAAUAGAAUGAGGAAGAUUCUACCUGAUAUAAUAGCAGAAAAUCAAGGUGCCUUCAUACAAGGUAGAUUCAUUGGCCAUAAUAUAAUGGUUUGUCAAGACAUUGUGCAUGGUUAUGGAAGGAAAAACUCUAAGCCUGGUUGUAUCAUCAAAAUGGACAUGUGGAAGGCAUAUGACUCUAUUGAUUGA